Oncorhynchus mykiss (rainbow trout) is the source of this 3156-nucleotide messenger RNA. The record is from RefSeq and is a predicted model, not a curated record. NCBI's taxonomy places the organism in Eukaryota, Metazoa, Chordata, Actinopteri, Salmoniformes, Salmonidae.
AGGACCCUCACGAGGAGAGGACAUAUGGACCUACAUUAAGCUAUUUACUUAUUUUCGGGUGGAUGAGGGCUAUGGGAGAAUGUAGCGAUAACAUCUUAUUAUGUGAGUUACGGGUCUCCUACACCAGCUGGUUCAAAAAGGGAAAAAAAGAAGAUCUUUUUCUGCCUUAGUUAUGGCCAAGACAGCAACUCGGACCGUACUCCUCCUGUUGAGUGUAUGUGUUUGCAUCUCAGGCCUCCAACAGUCUGCUCCAAGGGUACGGCUGUCCUUCAAAGAGUUGUUGGACACCAGAGCAGCGCGGCCCUUCUCCUUCUCCUUCAACACCAGUGACUACCGCAUCCUGCUGAUGGAUCAGGACCAGGGCCGUCUCUACCUGGGCAGCAGGGAGUACCUGGUGGCCCUGGACAUGCACAACGUCAACAAGGAGCCACUCAUUAUCCAUUGGCCAGCCUCUGACAAGAGAAAAGGGGAGUGUCGGAUGACAGGAAAAGGAGGACAGGGUGAGUGUGCAAAUUUUGUGCGUAUGAUAGAGCCAUGGAACCGCACCCACCUGUACACCUGUGGGACCGGAGCCUACCAACCCAUCUGCACCUUCAUCAACAGAGGCUGGAAGGCAGAGGAUUAUGUGUUCAGACUGGUUCCUGGAUUUCUAGAAUCAGGGAAGGGCAAAUGUUCCUAUGAUCCUUUCCAGGAGAACAUUGCUGCUCUUAUCAAUGGGAAUCUGUAUGCAGGUGUUCAUGUAGACUUCAUGGGGACAGACCCAGCCCUCUUCAGGACCAUGGGGGGCAGAACAGCAGUCAGGACAGAGCAGUAUGACUCCAGGUGGCUCAAUGAGCCUGUGUUUAUUCAGAUUCAACAGAUACCUGACAGUGCAGAGAGGAAUGAUGACAAACUCUACUUCUUCUUCCGGGAGAAGAGUUUGGAUGCAGGGGGAGGGUCCAGCCCCAGUGUCCUGGCCAGAGUGGGACGAGUGUGUCUGGAUGACAAAGGGGGUCAGAAGUCCCUGGUCAACAGAUGGACCAGCUUCCUGAAAGCCCGCCUCAUCUGCUCUGUGAUCGGAGAGGAUGGGGUGGAGACCUCAUUUGAUGAACUGAGGGAUGUUUUCAUCCAGCCCACGCAAGAUGAACGCAACCCUGUGAUCUAUGCCCUGUUCACUACUGCUGGCUCUGUGUUCAAGGGUUCAGCAGUCUGCGUGUACUCCAUGGCUGACAUCCGCAACGUCUUCAAUGGACCCUUCUCCCACAAACAUGGUCAUAACUACCAGUGGACAGUUUACACGGGCAAGAUUCCCUACCCUCGCCCUGGCACAUGUCCAGGAGGAACAUUUACUCCAGGUAUUCGUACCUCUAAGGACUUCUCAGACGAGGCAGUGAACUUUAUGCGAGCCCAUCCCCUCAUGUACCACCCUGUGUACCCUAUCCACCGUCGCCCCCUGGUGGUGAGGACUGGUGUGGACUACCGCUUCACAGCCCUGGUGGUGGACCAGGUGGACGCCGUAGACGGCCGAUACGAGGUGCUCUUCCUGGGCACAGAUCGUGGCACUGUCCAAAAGGUCAUAGUUUUACCUAAGGACCCGAGCACCAUGGAGGAGCUCACCCUGGAGGAAGUGGAGGUUUUCAGGACACAUGCUGCUGUCAAAACAAUGAAGAUAUCAUCUAAAAGGCAACAGCUGUAUGUGUCAUCAGAGGCGGGGCUAACUCAGGUGUCUCUCCACCGCUGUGGGGUGUACGGGAGGGCCUGCUCCGACUGCUGUCUGGCACGGGACCCUUACUGCGCCUGGGAUGGGGAGAGCUGCUCCGCUUUCACCCCCGCCACCAAGAGGAGGAGCCGAAGGCAGGAUGUGAAACAUGGGGAUCCACUGCGACAGUGCAGGGGCUUCAAUGCCAAAGUGGAAAAGCGUCUGAGAGAGACAGUCCAAUUUGGUGUGGAGGGGAGCAGUACAUUUCUGGAGUGUCAGUCUCGUUCUCCUCAGGCCACAGUCAAGUGGCUCUAUCAAAGGGGAGGAAGAAGGAAAGUGCUCAACCGGGACAGAGAGUAUCUGAAGACACCCCAGGGAAUCCUUCUGAAGUCUCUCAGCCAAUCAGACGCCGGUCUGUACCAUUGCCUGUCCACGGAGAACAACUUCAAACACACGGUGGCCCGUGUGGCGCUGCGCAUCCUGGACCGAGACAUCGUGGUGGCCCUCACCUCCCCUGACGAUGACCCCAUGACCUCCAACAGCCCUCCCAAUGGGCGGGGGGGGCAACAUGACGCUCAGCAGCUGAAGCACCCCCCAACCCUCCCUCUCACAGACACCACAUCCCAGCCAGAAAUCAAGUUGAUCCACCAGUACUGUCAGUCUUACUGGGAGCAGCUAGGGCACAAGCAGCAGAAGCCCAAACGCACCUCCAGGAGACACACAGAGAGCCAGGAAACCCAAGGCAGAUAGUGGACUGGACUUCUCCAACACUAGCCAGCCAGGAGACACACAGAGAGCCAGGAGACACACGGCAGAUAGAGGACUGGACUUCUCCAACACUAGCCAGCCAGGAGACUCCAUAUGAUAGACUAGAGAUCCAUGUUUGACACCAAACAUGAGCUUCGUCUCCCUUUGUAUGGUGGUGGUGACACCCUCACACAACCCAGUAUCUCAGUAUAGAAAUGUAAUAUAUUGAUAUGUGUAUAUAUCAUAUGAUAAUAAUAGAUCCGUGGUUUAUUCAUGUAUAAUAAUUCAAAAGCGUUUGUCUUUGCAUUCUUUAUUCAGUUUGGAAAUGUGUACAUCUUAUUGUUCAACGUUGAGAGAUAGUAAUUGUAUGGUAUGAUGCAUGUAUUUGUCUACUAAAACCAUUUGUGAUGUCGUAAUUGUGGUGACUCUUGCGCUCUCUAACGCCUUUGUGACCUAUGUUUGUUUAUAUUUGCACAAAACACACAAUAUCUGCAUGUAGAACAUUAAGACGGGAAAUCAUAUGUGUGCAUAAUAUUAGUUAUAAUACUACAUUCCAGUAAUAUCAAAUAUUUGAAUGGGAACAAGUAGAAAGAAGACUGUGUGUAGAAGACCUCACCAUCUUUUAUAAUGAUAUUGAGCAACAUACUGUAAUGUAAUGUACAUACUCAGCAUGAGUCCUACACUGGAAACGUUCAAACGACAGAUAUAAAAAGAUAUAUUAUCCCAUCUAA